Molecule: messenger RNA, 698 nt
Organism: Sinocyclocheilus anshuiensis
Lineage: Eukaryota; Metazoa; Chordata; Actinopteri; Cypriniformes; Cyprinidae
Product: guanylate-binding protein 1-like
Exons: 3
Coding region: 1-684 (227 amino acids)
Molecular function (GO): GTP binding; GTPase activity
Source: RefSeq, a predicted model, not a curated record
AUGCAGUUGUCUCUGGCUAAGAUCCAGAACAUCCGUGCAGUGGAGGAGGCCCUGCAGUUCUACAUGACCGAGAUGCUCAGCAUGGCUCAGCUUCCUAUGCGCCCAGAAGAACUGUCUGACAUCCACAAAAUUGCAGAGAAGAAAGCAGUUGAAGUUUUCAUCUCCAUGUCCUUCAAUGACAAUGACCAGAUCUACCAACAAGAGCUCAUGGUGUUUGAUACACUGGAAAAAGGUGUUUUUGAUGGAUCAUACCCGAGAUCUGGAGGAUACCGACAGUACAGAGACAUGCUCAGACAUCUGACCAAUGACUACAGAGCAAGAACACACUCACAAAUAAUGGUGCAGAAGCGGGCGUUUAAAGACAUGCAGAGAACCCAUAAGGAACAUGUGAAUCAGAUCAUUUGUCAGAUGGAAAAAGAGCAGGAGAGAAUGAGGAGAGACAAUGAACGAGUCCUGGAAGCCAAACUAAGAGAGAAGGAUGCUCUUCUACAGAAGGGUUUACAGGAGCAAGCCUCCAAGAUGCAGAGGCAGAUUGACCGCUUAAGAUCAGAAAUGCAUAAAGAAGAGAAGUCAAAACCAUUCACAGUCAGCCGGAUUAUGGAUGGUAUCGGUGCCACAGCAGAAUUGAUCUUGCCGGGCUUUGUUAGCCGUGGUCUGUCUGCAGUCUGGAAAUGGUUCAAAUAAGAGCAGGUUUUGCA